CCGAGACCUUAGACAACUAUAUGCUUUUUGGCGCUGUAUUCUACCUUCCCGCAACAAGCGGUUAGCACGACUGUCAUUAUAGUAAUUUAUCAGCAAUAAGCAACACGUUAUUUUUUUAGAUGCUUUAUUGUGACAGGGUUACGGGUCUGUUUUAAAUAUGGCGGAGAAUCUAAGUACUAUUCUUUCUGAAAUCACUACUUGCAAAUCACCAAAAGAGGCUACGGAAAAGUUUUCAAACUUGCUCAAAUCUCUUCCUCAGUCUUCCGAUAGUUUACUAGCUGAUAUAACUACAAUCGUCAACACAAUUUCUCAGGAUAUGGUGACAGUUAUAGCGGCCAGGAAGUUUUGUGAUGAACUUAUAAACUUUGUGAAUCAAGUUCCUGAUAAUUCUUUAGCGAUUAGUGCAUUGCAAAUUCUACUUUCUCGAAUGCAGUCAAGAAAUAUUGCUUUUGAAUCUCAAUUGGUUGAACUACGUGAUUCACUUUCUAAGCGAUUAGAAGCUGUGGGAAACCUUCGUGAAGCCGCUAAUGUUUUGUCUGAUAUACCAUUAGAGAGUGGACAACGAGUCUAUGGAGUAAAUUAUAAAUUGGACAUCUAUUUGAGAAUAGCCGAAUAUUUCUUGAAAAUUCAUGAAAUUCAAGAAGCUGAAGUUUUUGUAAAUCGGGCAUCUUUGCUGCAACCGGAAUGUCAAAAUCAGCAACUGUUGGUUCGGUACAAGAUAGCCUAUGCACAUUUAUUGGAUUUAAAGCAAAAAUUCCUCGAAGCUGGUCAACGUUAUGCUGAAUUGUCCAUAAGAUUUCCAUGGCUUGAUGAUUCCGAGCGUUUGGCCUUUAUAGAACGUGCGUUAGCAGCUGCCUUACUUUCAAGUGCUGGUCAACAACGUUCUAGAUUAUUAGCUACUUUAUAUAAAGAUGAACGGUGCCAAACUUUCGAUGCCUAUCCAAUUUUAGAAAAUAUGUUUAUGGGACGUUUAAUCAAUCGUUCAUCACUCUCCAGUUUGGAGCCUUUGCUUAAGAAAUAUUAUCCUCAUUUAUUACAGUCUUCAUUACAAGAUUCUUCGGGAAUAACUUCAAGUAUUCAAGAUCAGUCGGGGAAAUUGUCAUCCAUAACUUCAUCUUCUGUACAAAAACUGCUUGAACGAGCUUUAAUUGAACAUAACAUGUUAGCUGCCAGUCUAAUCUAUAAUAAUAUCAGUUUGGAGAAUUUAGGUCUUCUUUUGGAAAUAUCUGCAAGUGAGGCUGAAUCUAUCGCCUCUCAAAUGAUUAGUGAAGGAAGAUUAAUUGGUAAACUUGAUCAAAUUGAUGGUGUUAUUCAUUUUGAAAGCAGAGAUCCUGGUGUUUCAUCUUGGAGUAUGCAUAUUCAAAGUUUAUGUACAGCUGUUAAUCGUAUAGUUGAAGAUAUUGAAGCCGCACAUCCUGAUUGGGUUCAUUCUCAUUUGAAUUCCAGAAUGGUUAUAGAUCCACCAGUAUGAAAUAAUUAAACAUAUUGUUUAUCUUCUGUCCUAGAACACAUCACUAAUUCCCAUUUAUUUUAAAAAAUAUAGUUUUCGUAAAUUCAUUGAGCUUUGUGUUUUACUUUGGUCCUUUAUUUUAUCCGAUAAGAAACUCCGUUUAAUGUUGAUGUAUUAUGCCUGUUUCUUUUUAUUCUGAAUAAAAUUGUAUGAAUCUAAAUCUCAGAUAAUUUAUUCAAAUUAUCAGUAAUUUGAAGGUAUUAUUGAGAAAAAUUGAGACAAUCCAGCUAAAUCAUUGGAUAAUGUGACCAUUUCACCAACAGUAGUAAAGAAGAUCAAAGUUUACUCAAUAUUUAAUAAAUAG
Messenger RNA from Schistosoma mattheei, 1814 nucleotides. The record is from the annotation of a GenBank genome assembly. Lineage: Eukaryota; Metazoa; Platyhelminthes; Trematoda; Strigeidida; Schistosomatidae.